CCUAGUUAGAGGUGUAUGCUAACCAUUGUGGAGGUACAUAUGUAGUUAAGGCCAAACUACAUAGCUCGCUCUAUAUUAAUUUGUUUAAUAUUUUUUUUUAUGUUUUUUUAUUUUUUUUAAUGGUUUAUUUAUUACAAAAGGAAGUAGCUUGCCAUUGUAGAGGUUGUAGCUUAAAUCAUGUAGCUUGGGGAAUAAUGAUGUGGUAACCCAAAGCUACAUGUAUAUAUUGCUAGCCAUUAUGGAUGCUAGCCAUUGUAUAUAAUAUAUAUUAAUGCAUUUCUGAAUAAAAAAUUAUGUUUAUUAGUUUACUAAACUGUAUUUUUCAAUGUAUUUUUCAUAGACUUAUUGAAUGAAGAAUUCAAUGUUGAUUAUAUAUCGUAUAGAUCGAUUAAAUUUAUAGGUAAAAUAUUAAGUUUUCACAUCAUAUCCUCAACUAUAUAUAUGUAUCGAACAUCUUACUCAUACUCAUUCCAAUUUAAGCAUCUUUCUCUAUUUCAUACUUAAACAAAAAUCUUGUUAAAAAAAAAAUUAAUAAAAAAAAAGACACUUAAACAAAAAUCUUCCCGUUAAUUUCUUGCUAAGCACACGGUAGUAAUACCAAGUUCCCAACCACAAAUGGCAGCACCGAUAAACAACGUACGAAUUUUUAGAUACUAACUUUGAAUUUAAGUUGUAUUACGUACAUAUGUACUCCCCUUAUGUCUCUUAAAAUUCUUCCUCUAAUUUUGAUUAUUUCUUUGAUUUAACCUUCGUGUUUAUUAUUGUGCGAGGACUGCAGUGGUCCUUCCAGCUUAAAGAUGAUCAAGUCCUGAUUAAUCAUCACGAAAAUUAUGAUUAAUCAUGGAUACAUUGUCGAUGGAAUUGGCUUUGAAAUCAUGGGUUUAGGUGGAAAAACUAUAGAGUGGUUUACAGGCCCCGGUGGAUCACAAUCUGAGGUAUCAUAACAUGUAAUAACAAGUAGAGUCGAGUUUUUUUUUUUUUUGACAAGUUCUAAAAGUAGAGUCGAGUUUGGUACUAAGAGAGAGUGAUUUAAUGCUUUUGUUGUAACACUUAUUUCAUAUCCGAUCUGUUUGAUAAGUACAAUAUUUUAUAAAACGGUCUAUCAUUUUAUUUGAUUUUACUAUGAUAUAAUUGAAGUAAAUAUAUGUAAAUGCAGAUUCCGCUAAGUGUUGGAGAAAAACUCACCCAUAUUAGUGGGACAAGCGGGAUGUACUAUGAGGAGGUAUGCAUCACCACAAUUAGGAUACAUACCACUUUAUGCCCAGAGGGUUAUGGACCAUAUGGUGAGGUCAGGGCGGCCAACAACGUAACGCCUUUCUCAACUCCGCUUCCAUUGGAUGGGUCUAUUGUUGGGUUUCUCGGAUCCAAUGGAGAAUAUUUAAAUUCUAUUGGAAUUUAUAACGCGCGCAAAAUGAUCAAAGAAUAUGGACCAUUUGGUAACAAAGAAAGUUCAACAAAAUGGCACAUUGAGCUUAAUGAUGGUGAGCGAUUUCCCAAAGUAUUUAUCAAACAUGGAUUCAUUGUCGAUGGAGUUGGCUUUGAAGUAUCAAGUCCUAACGGAAAGACCCGCACCCAAAUUUUUGGUGGACCUGGUGGGGACACUAGUGAGGUACUUUUUUUUUUUAAUUGUUACACAUAUAACUUUUUAUGUUAUUUGUGUGUACUACGUUUUGACCAUAUUUACAUUGAUUUGAAUGAAAAAGAAUAUAUAACACAAAUAAGCGGGAAGUAUGGAAAGUACUUAAACGAGAAUAUCAGAAUUUCUACGAUAACGAACCAUACAAAUUUAAAAACAUAUGGACCAUAUGGACGCGGAGAGCAGGUCACAGAAGCUAAGCCUUUCUCAACUCCAGUGCCAUUAGACGGCACUAUUGUUGGUUUUAAUGGAUCCUGUGGAAUUUACCUUAACUCAAUUGGAAUUUCUGAGAAGUACAAGAAGGUUGACACUUACGGGCCAUUUGGACGUGCUUAA
Messenger RNA from Chenopodium quinoa (quinoa), 1972 nucleotides. Its product is annotated as mannose/glucose-specific lectin-like. Lineage: Eukaryota; Viridiplantae; Streptophyta; Magnoliopsida; Caryophyllales; Amaranthaceae. The coding region runs from base 1151 to 1972 and encodes 273 amino acids. The transcript is spliced from 4 exons. The record is from RefSeq and is a predicted model, not a curated record.